Molecule: messenger RNA, 2730 nt
Organism: Apodemus sylvaticus (European woodmouse)
Lineage: Eukaryota; Metazoa; Chordata; Mammalia; Rodentia; Muridae
Gene: Ccni
Product: cyclin I
Exons: 7
Coding region: 560-1693 (377 amino acids)
Biological process (GO): mitotic cell cycle phase transition; regulation of cyclin-dependent protein serine/threonine kinase activity
Cellular component (GO): cyclin-dependent protein kinase holoenzyme complex; cytoplasm; nucleus
Molecular function (GO): cyclin-dependent protein serine/threonine kinase regulator activity
Source: RefSeq, a predicted model, not a curated record
CCCCGCGAGCGGACGCGCCAGCGCCUCUGUCUCGCUUUUUCUUAUUUUCUCCCCCUUUUCCCCCUUCCUUUUCUUUUCUUUUUUCCCCUUCCCCCCUUCCACCAUUUCCCCUCGGAGGCGCUUCCCUCGGGCAGGGGCAGAGCCGGCCUCACCCCGUGCCUCUCCCCGGCCCCCGCCGCCCUAUGGCGAGAGGGCGCCCCCUCCUCACCCGGGCACCAGCGGCGGCGGUCGGAGGAGCGGGACCGGCGGCGGCGGCCUCGGGCCCAGGGUCAUCAUGGAACUAGUUCGCUGAGUGACCCUUCGGCCGCAGCCGUGCGUCCCGCCCAAGUGCCCGCGCCCGCCGGCCCGGUCUGCCCUCUUCUCCCUCCUCAGACGUCCCGGCCCUGGUCCCGCGCGCCCCGCCGCCGCGCGCCGAGGAUCAUGAGGUGGUAACGGGCCCCCGGAUGACCCCGCGUCACCACUGUGAGGCCUACAGCUCUGCCGGGGAGGAGGAGGAGGAGGAAGAGGAGGAGAAGGUAGCUACAUCAAGCUGGGUGGCAGGCAGAUCCAAAGGGAUAUCAUGAAGUUUCCAGGACCUUUGGAAAACCAGAGAUUGUCUUCCCUGUUGGAAAGGGCAAUCUCCAGGGAAGCCCAGAUGUGGAAGGUGACUGUGCCGAAAAUACCUACAAAUCAGAAUGUUUCUCCAUCCCAGAGAGAUGAAGUAAUUCAAUGGUUGGCCAAACUCAAAUACCAGUUCAACCUUUAUCCAGAAACAUUUGCUCUGGCAAGCAGUCUUUUGGAUAGGUUUUUAGCUACGGUAAAAGCUCAUCCAAAAUAUUUGAAUUGUAUUGCAAUCAGCUGUUUUUUUCUGGCUGCUAAGACUGUUGAGGAAGAUGAGAAAAUUCCAGUGCUAAAGGUAUUGGCAAGAGACAGUUUCUGUGGAUGUUCCUCAUCUGAGAUUUUGAGAAUGGAGAGAAUUAUUCUGGAUAAAUUGAAUUGGGAUCUUCACACAGCCACACCAUUGGAUUUUCUUCACAUUUUCCAUGCCAUUGCAGUGUCAACUAGACCUCAGUUAUUUUUCAGUUUGCCCAAAUUGAGCCCGUCUCAACAUUUGGCAAUCCUGACCAAGCAGCUACUUCACUGUAUGGCCUGCAGCCAACUUCUGCAGUUCAAAGGAUCCAUGCUGGCUUUGGCCAUGGUUAGUCUGGAAAUGGAGAAACUCAUUCCUGAUUGGCUUCCCCUUACAAUUGAACUGCUGCAGAAAGCACAGAUGGACAGCUCCCAAUUGAUCCACUGUCGGGAGCUGGUGGCAUAUCACCUUUCUGCUCUGCAGUCUUCCCUGCCUCUAAAUUCCGUUUAUGUUUACCGUCCCCUCAAGCACACCCUGGUGACCUGUGACAAAGGAGCGUACAAAUUACAUCCUUCCUCUGUCUCAGGCCCAGAUUUCUCCAAGGACAACAGCAAGCCAGAAGUGCCAGUCAGAGGUCCAGCAGCCUUCCACCUUCAUCUCCCCGCUGCCAGUGGGUGCAAGCAUACCUCUGCUAAACGGAAAGUGGAGGAGAUGGAGGUGGAUGACUUCUACGAUGGGAUCAAGCGGCUCUAUAAUGAAGACAAUGGUUCCGAGAAUGUGGGUUCUGUAUGUGGCACUGAUUUAUCAAGGCAAGAGGGCCAUGCUUCCCCCUGUCCACCUUUGCAGCCUGUCUCUGUCAUGUAGUUUCAGGUGUCACCUUCCACUAAGGCUGACUACUCGGGGUGAGACUAGACAACCAGGAAAGGCUGUAGAGAAGGGCAUGUGCUUUAUCAGACUGAAGUGAGCCAGGAAAAAAGAAAAACACUCUUCUUGUUUUGUACGGUUACCUACAGUUCAACAUAAUUUAAUAUAAAGGCAUAUAUUUAUAGACUCAAGAUCCAAAAUGUAUUUAAAAGUGAAGCAAAAGUUCUUUGUACUAUGUCAGUUCUGCUUCAUUGUUAAAAUAAGUUUGCCCCAUGUCAAAAAGAAAAAAAAAAAUCAAUGUUUAGGGGAAAGUUGCAAACUCACAGCUUGGAACCUGUUCCCGUGUCCUUAUUUUCCUCUUGCCUAUUCUUGCCUCGGUUGAAUACUUACUAAGUUGUGUGCUUGUUGAUCUGUGUAUUCUGACUUCACUGAAUAAGUACCACCCACCUUUUCUUUUAAAGUAAUUCAGUAAAGAAAUUAUUUUUGUGUGGCAGCCAUGUUUAAUCCACGGUUCAAGUGUUUGGAAAGGGCGCUCUGAAGCCGUCCCCGUGAGUCAGAGGAGGAGGAAACACUCUCUGUGUGGCUCAUUUCAGUUGUUAGUUGAAAAAGAUUAUUGUCCUUUCUGUUUAUCUUGAAGCUUAAAAAAACGGCUUGUAAUUAGGACAUUUUAAGCAUUUGACAUUUAUAUAAAAGAAUUUCUGAUAAAGUUAAUAUAUCCAGGUGCUCACCAAAGAAACAUGUAACAUGUACGUAGAUUUUUUUUUUCAGUAACUGAUCUGUUUUCGCUCAUUUAUAAUCAGUAGAAGUAACUGUCUAGAUAUUGGGGCAGCCCUGAUUUGAGUCUGUAACUUAUAAUUGAAUUCAGUACCCUAGUUUUAUUUUACACUAUUAGGAUUUUCUUGAUAAGGAGUUAUUACCUUGUUUUUCUCUGAGCGACUUCUGGACCCUGAGCUCCCUUUGCAGUCUGAAGAUGGCACUGCAGUCAGAACCAUGUACUGCUGAUAAAGCCUCUGGUAGCAAUAAAAUGUUGUCCUUAA